Thrips palmi is the source of this 1349-nucleotide messenger RNA. RefSeq names its product complex I intermediate-associated protein 30, mitochondrial (gene CIA30). NCBI's taxonomy places the organism in Eukaryota, Metazoa, Arthropoda, Insecta, Thysanoptera, Thripidae. Gene Ontology annotation, cellular component: mitochondrion. The record is from RefSeq and is a predicted model, not a curated record. The transcript is spliced from 5 exons. The coding region runs from base 149 to 1108 and encodes 319 amino acids. Gene Ontology annotation, biological process: mitochondrial electron transport, NADH to ubiquinone; mitochondrial respiratory chain complex I assembly.
GGGCUAUAGACAGCUAGACACAACAAACGGGUCGUGCAAAUAGUGGUUGAGGCUCGCAGGCUGUCUGCUGGAGGACUUCGCGUUUCGCGAGUCACAUUUACUCGCGUAAAAGCGUAAUUUUGUCAAUGUUUCUUAGACUAUCACUAACAUGAAACUUCCAACUGUGAAUUUCAAUAUUCAUCGAGUGUAUGGUGGACUGAGCAAGUUACGUUGGGGUGAUCAUUCUAUUUGGAACAAGAGUCAUAGUCCAUCUGCUGAAAGAUGUUUACAUGUUUCAAGCAAAGACUAUGGUGGUACUAUUUGGGAACCUGACCGAAGAGGUGGUUCUGAAUUUCACAGAGAAGACCCGAAUCCUAUGAGUAACAAGGAACACCUCAAGAGAGGUGCAAAAAUGCUUAUACCCGAAACGAAAAAGAUGAUCACGGAGCUUAAGGAUUACUUUUCUCAAGACCCCCCAAAGUGCUGGUAUCCUCAAGACGGUGUUGUUGACAAGUAUUUUGAAUUUGGUAGUCCUGAAAGCGUCGAUAACUGGGUUACCACUUGUGACAGUGACUGGGAUCAAGGCUAUUCGACUGCCAAUGUCACCAUUUCACCAUCUGGGACAGGAAUAUUUUCAGGAAACAUAAGUACCCGAAUACCUAAAACAGGCCAAGUUCACAUUGCUGGGUACGCCAACCUGCGAUUUGUUCCUCCCCAUCGUUCGUUUUAUCGUGAAUCAACAUACAUGUUUGCUGCAUACACCCAUUUGGCUUUGAGGAUCAGAGGUGAUGGUAGAACAUACAUGGUCAAUCUUCACCCUCAUACCAUGUUUGAUCUUAAUUUUAUGGAUUUGCAUUCUUAUGUCCUGCAUACGAGAGGAGGCCCAUAUUGGCAAGAAACAUUGAUACCUUUCUCAAAAUUCUUCAUACAUCACAAAGGACGAAUGCACGAUCAGCAAUACCCUAUCGAGCUACAGGAAGUGAGAAACUUCAGCAUUACUCUUAUGGAUCAGAAUGAGGGUCCUUUCAGUCUAGAAAUAGAUUAUGUGGGUUGUAUUAAAGAUGAAAACCACAAUGAAGAAUUUGCGUAUGAGCAAUAUUACGUUGGACGAUGGAUGGCCAGCAAUUAAAAGUUUAUCUCAAGUCUUUAAUCAGUUUGUAAAUAGGCUUCAUCUCCAUUGGGUUUUCAUGACAUUUAAAAAUAUUUUCUUGCCUGUGAUAUUAAGAAAUCAAAGUCACAACAAACAAAAAAAUCAGUGGCAUGAAAAAUGUUGUUGGCAUUCUUUAAAAUGAUUUAAUUACUUUAAUGUUGGUCACAUGUAUAAUAAACUCUUCUAAUGCUAAGAAAUAAAUAAAUGUCAAGUAAGAACU